Molecule: messenger RNA, 531 nt
Organism: Parastagonospora nodorum SN15
Lineage: Eukaryota; Fungi; Ascomycota; Dothideomycetes; Pleosporales; Phaeosphaeriaceae
Exons: 3
Coding region: 1-531 (176 amino acids)
Biological process (GO): base-excision repair
Cellular component (GO): nucleus
Molecular function (GO): catalytic activity; DNA binding
Source: RefSeq, a predicted model, not a curated record
AUGGCUCGACCUAUCCUAUUCGCCGUGCUUGCGAGAUAUCCGACACCAGAAGAUUUGUCUUCCGCAGACCUGGAAGAACUGACUACGAUGCUUCAGCCGAUCGGACUUCACAACAUUCGGGCAAUGCGCCUAAUCGCGAUGGCGAAAGCAUGGCUCGCCGCGCCACCAUCUCGAGAGCGUAGAUACAGGAAACUACAUUAUCCGACAAAGGGAUGUGGUACUGAUAUCAGACCUAAUGAAGUUCUCGGCCCUGAAGACGAGCGUGUCGGCUGGGAGAUUGCCCAUUUGCCGGGCAUGGGUGCAUAUGCUCUCGACAGCUACCGCAUUUUUUUCCGUGAUACACUAAGAUGUGUCACCCUCUCCAAAGCUGUCGAGCCGGAGUGGAAGAGACCGGGGAGGGUUCGUCGCAGUACUGUCUUCCUCACCACGCAGAACGCGCUCGCAACGCAGCACUCCUGGCAGUGUUUGGCGCCUCCUCGCCAACAACACGAUCCUAAUACUACGUCACAACCACACUUGUCUGUCAUGUGA